Ilex paraguariensis (yerba mate) is the source of this 2329-nucleotide messenger RNA. Lineage: Eukaryota; Viridiplantae; Streptophyta; Magnoliopsida; Aquifoliales; Aquifoliaceae. The record is from the annotation of a GenBank genome assembly.
CACUUUUCGAGAGAGAAAAGAAAAGCACAGAGAGAGAAAGAUGUGGAGGGCAUCUAAAUCGAGAUCCACAGAUUACACGGUCUCUACCCCAGAUGACCCAAACCCAGAGCUUGAAACUCUUGAACUUUCAGAGGAAACUAUCACCAACCCAUCAACUGGGUCGUCCAAGAAUGAUGAUCCAUGGCUCAAAAAUAAGACCAACAAGAAGAAAAACCAAGUCUUUCUUGAAGGGUAUGUUGAGACAGCAGAUGAAGAUGAGCUGGGGAGGACAAAGAGCUUGACCGAUGAGGAUUUGGAGGAGCUUAGGGGCUGUUUGGACCUGGGUUUUGGGUUCAGCUAUGAUGAAAUUCCUGAGCUCUGCAAUACUUUGCCUGCUCUUGAGCUUUGUUAUUCCAUGAGCCAGAAGUUUCUUGACGAGCAUCAAAAGUCUCCAGAGACUUUGUCCGAUACAGCUUCGUCGACCUCAAGUCCUAUUGCCAAUUGGAAGAUCUCUAGUCCCGGUGAGUCUUUUGUGAAUUUUCUGCAAUAUGAUUCAUUUAUUGCGCAAAUUGCAAGUUUUUUGUUCAUUGGAAGACAGUCAUUUUUCUUGGAAAUUCUUGGUUUUAGGUUGUGAAAAUGGUAUGCUAAGGUAUCUAGUCCUUGUGAGUCUUUUGGAGAAUUUGAAUUUUAAGUGUUUUGUUUCCUUGCAAGAUAGUUAUUUUUUUUUUAAAUUCUUGAUUUUUGGAUGCUAAUGUUGUUCGGUAGAAAAUUUGGUUUUCUUGUGAAAGCUUUGUGCAGUCUGAAAGUAUUUCUUUCGUUGCAAGAGAGUCAAUUUUCUUGGAAAAUCUUAGAGAUUUGUUUUCCUUUUUGAAGCUGGAAAUUGCAUUAGUUCUUCCAAGAAUUUUUUUUUCUUGUUGUUUGGGCUGGUGUGGGGGAAUCUUGUAUGGUGGAUCUGUUUGUUAAUGAUGUUUUGCCUUGGGUAUUUUUUUUUGGAAUAAAUUCUGUUGAUGACAGGCCUAUUGCCUCCUUAGGGUGUCUAAGGGGUCUUUUGAUCUUAGGUGUUAGAAAUGUUUAUGACUGCCAUAUUGGCUAUUCAUGGUGAUGGAUAUAGAUGGAAAAAUGAAAUGGUUUUUAUGUAUAAUGGAGAAUUUGAUCUGGAAAAUUUGAACCACAUUUUGACUUUGAUUUUUUUAUAGCUUUUAUGUUCUGUUGAAGGUGGUUUAUGGGUUAUUUUUUUUUAUGUAAAAGUAGAUUUGGGUUCAGUUGUUAUAUGAUCUGAGUAAUGUGUUUGUAGAAAGAAUGGUGAGCUAGGUUCUUAUUGACAGAGGAUGAUCUGGAAAUAGAACAAAAUAAUUGGUCAUUUGGUUUCAAAAUUCACAUGCUUGUCUCAUCUUUAAUUUUGACUGCUUAGAUUUGAUCGAAAGAGCGUUGUUACAUGAGCUAGAGAAUCUUUAAAUCGUAGUUUAAUUAUGUUAAAAACAAAAAUACCAAGAUGCAUCCCUCACCAAUCUGUGGUGGCCAUUAAAGGGGGUAUGAAACAUGUUCUAACUUUCUGUUUCAUUUUCACUGCCUUAGGUGACCACCCUGAAGACGUGAAAGCGAGACUCAAAUAUUGGGCACAAGCUGUAGCAUGUACUGUGAAAUUAUGCAGCUAGAAGAGACCAAGAGUUCUUUACUUUAUUCGGUUGUAGGAGAUGAAUGAACAUCUUCUUCAACAUGGGAAUUUCUUAGCAUGGACCUAUCCUUUCAAAGGAUGAGCCUGCAGGGGCAGACGCCCGUUAAUUCUUUACCUGGUGAUGGAUAUGUUGGAAUCUGUCAAUGAAGAGCCGGCUUUGAAGAAGUAGAAACGAGAACCUGAAGAAGAAGAAGAAGAAUGUUUCAGGUUUUCAAGGCUGCACACAAGCAAGAUGAAUGGAGAAGGGAAUUCAAACAUGCCACGGAAAGAUGGUGAGAAGCUUGUUUGUGUUUGGUUAGAGUUUGAACAGGGGAAGUAACCUUGGCAAAAGUCUUUAUGAAAACUAAUGAAUGUGGACAAUGUUUUGUCUUUCAUGCUUUAAAUUUAAAAGUAAAUCGAAUGUUUUCCACAAGUGUUUUAAGAUCGGGUUACGUCUCUAAUUGGUUUUUCCUCAAGGUUUGGGGUUGAACGAUCAUUUUAUUAAUUUUAAGCAAAAAAAGUUAGAUACAAGUUAUUGAUUUGACGACUUAAAUGAUGGAUUUGGAAUUAAUGAAAGUUACCGAAGUGAAAAAAUAUCUAGUUUUUGCUGUAUGGGAUCUACAUUUUCGUGGCUUUGACAAUUUCCAUCUGGUUUGCAUUGCUACAACCAGCAAAGAUGAAUGGAGAAGGGAAUUC